AUGUCUGGGCGGCUCAGGGAUGUGGUCAGCGAUUUUGAGAUGAUCUUGCGGCUACACUCGACUCCAGCCUAUGCUACAGCAUCAAAAUCACACACCGAUACAUCUCGAGUGGACAGCUCCACCACUAUCACUUUUGAUAUUGACGGCCCGCCUGACAUCACUCCGGUUACGGAUAACCCACAACAGCCCCAGGGCUUUAUAACGUCGCCUUCUAGAUUUGCAUCAUUAUACGAAUAUGUAAACCCUUUCUCUCAAGCCUCGUUGCAUUCUACACCCACGACUAUACCCAGUACCACACCACCUUUAUUUUCGCAAAUAGAGCCUAUGACAGAGCCGGUCCUGAGAAGCUCUGUAGACUCAGAUAGCGUAGACCCCUUUACCAAUCACCACUCUGGACAAAUGUACGACUUUACAGGUCGACUGUCGGAAGGAGCAUCAUGGGAUACUCUAUUCAUGGAUCUCCUUCACUCAAACUACUUGCCCUACAAUGCCUCUCUCUAA
Molecule: messenger RNA, 501 nt
Organism: Rhizoctonia solani
Lineage: Eukaryota; Fungi; Basidiomycota; Agaricomycetes; Cantharellales; Ceratobasidiaceae
Exons: 2
Coding region: 1-501 (166 amino acids)
Source: RefSeq, a predicted model, not a curated record